Messenger RNA from Nelumbo nucifera (sacred lotus), 1189 nucleotides. Its product is annotated as proline-rich receptor-like kinase. Gene Ontology annotation, biological process: defense response to other organism. Gene Ontology annotation, cellular component: plasma membrane. Lineage: Eukaryota; Viridiplantae; Streptophyta; Magnoliopsida; Proteales; Nelumbonaceae. The record is from RefSeq and is a predicted model, not a curated record.
CAAUUCAGCCAAUGUUCGAUUCUUUACCUUCUCCUUAAUUUUUCUUUAUUUCCCAUUUUUUCCAUGAUGUCAUUAAGUCCUCCUCCAUUGAGCCGCUUCACCACUGACUGACUCAUCACUUCCUUCUGAUAUUCUUCUUCCAGCUGUUAUUCCUAGAUCUCUAUCCACUGGAUCUCCAUGUCGUCAAACUCCACUCCCCAGCAGCAUGAGUUCAAUCCUCAUUUCCUUGAACAACAGCAACCUCGGCAGCAGCAGCAGCGCCAGGAUCACGAUCAUCACCAACCUCACAGCGGUCUCAAAGUCCCCCAACCUCGCCGGACUAACCCCAUAACAUGGUUCGCUGCAAUCUUCUGUGCCAUCUUCUGGAUCAUCGUCAUACUGGGAGGCCUGGUAGUUCUGAUUGUAUACCUUAUCUUCCGACCGAGGAAUCCUCAUUUUGACGUGUCAAGUGCCACACUCAAUGCCGCCUACAUCGACAUGGGCUACCUCCUGAAUGCCGACCUCACUGUCCUCGCCAACUUCACAAACCCCAACAAGAAGAUCGACGUGGACUUCAGUUACAUGGACAUCGAUCUCUACUACGGGGAUACCCUCAUUGCCACCGGAGCCAUCGACCCCUUCUCUGCAACCAGGACGGAAUCGAAGCUGCAGGAUGUUCAUAUGGUCUCCAGCCAGGUUCGGCUGCCGUCAGGUGACAGUGAACGACUCCAGAAGCAGAUGGAGGGAAAUGGUAUCAUACUGGACGUUAAAGGGACAUUCAGAACACGAUCUAACUUCGGGAGUAUCUUCCAUUACUCUUACUGGUUGUAUAGUCGAUGCACUAUUGUGCUCACUGGCCCUCCUAGCGGGGUCUUAGUGGGCCGGAACUGCAGAACUAAACGUUAGAGUGUUUCCUUUUUGGGAGUAAAUACGAGCUCUUGAAGAUUGAUACCUUACCCUGCAUUUUGUAAAGCAGUAAAUAUGAUACCAUACCCUUCACAAUAAGGCAACCCCACAGCGGUAUUAUUACUUGUUAGUAGCAAAAAGAUCAGAAUUCCAAUUCCAAAGCUUUGUUCUGCUCGGCAGAUGUUUUGAAGGUAUGUACAGAGUAGCGUCCAGCUUUGGAGUCUGGCUGUCCCCGUUUCCCACAUUUACAUGUUUAAUUUCAAAUAAGUUUUUAUGUCGAUGAACAAUCAUCGUUCUCGUGGCA